Messenger RNA from Symbiodinium necroappetens, 282 nucleotides. The record is from the annotation of a GenBank genome assembly. NCBI's taxonomy places the organism in Eukaryota, Dinophyceae, Suessiales, Symbiodiniaceae.
AUGGGCAGCGUACAACAUCUGGGCACUCCCGGGAGAGCCGAAAGGGCUUCUGGCUUCCGGAUUCCGCCACUUCAGGAAGAUUCACGUCCGCAGCCCGGAGCUGUUCGACGAGUUAGUGUUGGCGGACGGCAAGAAAGAGGCCUGGGCACCCCGGGCCAACAAGAUCACCGGGCAGUGGUUCGACCAGAUCAAGAAUCUGAAGGAUGUCUCCGCGAACCUCAUGUUCUUGAAGUCAGAGGACGGCUCGAUACCGUAUUCCGAAAGCUAAGCUCUGAACCCUAA